CUGAGAUAGAAAUCUUGGGAAGAAAAAAUCAACCGUGUCAAGCGAAAAUUACGGGUACUGUGGAACAACGUAAAAUUGCCGUUAGAUUAUUACAAGAUACCUUGGCUCGCUCAAACUCUUUUUCGCCCCCCGUUGGAUUCACUUUAUUAAACGUCUCCGAUGAGUACGAGUCACGUUACAUUGGCACUGAUUUUAAAGCCAUCUCGUUUGAAAAGGUUCCCAUUGAUCACCAAACCAACGAUUCGAUUCCCUAUAAAAAUUAUACUCUUGUAAUUAACGACUUACCAACUUGCCCUUCUACUUCAACUACUCCUACAUUUUCUUCUAAUAAACGUGAAACCCAUCUUAAUUGCAAGAAUUGUAAUUCAUCGGAAUUUUCAAUCAAUAAUUUAUCAGGCAAAAUUUAUAAAUUCACCACCAUCCAAUUGUUAGAAUAUUGUUUAAGCAAAGUUUUAAAUGCCACGGCUUGUGAACCACAAGUUUCGGAUGAGGAAUUUCGAUUAAAAGUUUGCUUUGGAAAAGUUUUUUUUAAUAAACUCGAUAAAACUGCUCUUUCUUUAUGCGA
Molecule: messenger RNA, 565 nt
Organism: Funneliformis geosporum
Lineage: Eukaryota; Fungi; Glomeromycota; Glomeromycetes; Glomerales; Glomeraceae
Source: the annotation of a GenBank genome assembly